Messenger RNA from Paraphaeosphaeria sporulosa, 1885 nucleotides. Its product is annotated as thioredoxin-like protein. Gene Ontology annotation, cellular component: cytosol. Gene Ontology annotation, molecular function: thioredoxin peroxidase activity. The record is from RefSeq and is a predicted model, not a curated record. The coding region runs from base 1 to 1617 and encodes 538 amino acids. NCBI's taxonomy places the organism in Eukaryota, Fungi, Ascomycota, Dothideomycetes, Pleosporales, Didymosphaeriaceae. The transcript is spliced from 4 exons. Gene Ontology annotation, biological process: response to oxidative stress; cellular response to stress; cell redox homeostasis.
AUGAGCACGCUAGGCAGUGUCCGAGUUGGCAGGAAAGCGCCAGACUUCCGCUGUGACGCCGUCAACAAAGGCGUCAUCGAGGAAGUCACGCUCAGCACGUACAUCAACAAGGACAAGAAGUCAUGGCUCAUUCUGCUGUUCAUACCCGCAGCAUUCUCCUUCGUGUGCCCGACUGAAGUGCUUGCUUUUCAGAACUGUCUGGAAGAGUUCAGGGACCGCAACUGCGAUGUCAUUUUCGUUUCGGUCGAUACCAAGCAUUCCCUCUGGCACUGGCAGAAUGUCCCUCGACAAUACGGUGGCCUGGGGCACAUUGAUAUCGCGCUGCUUAGCGAUGCCAACCACAAGAUGAGUCGCGACUAUGGUGUUCUUAUCGAGGAGGAGGGCGUAUGUCUGCGGGGGAUGUUCAUCUUGGACGAGGAGACCAUGGUGCAGCAGGUAACGCUCAACAACCUCACCGUCGGCCGUUCCGUCCUCGAAGCGCUCCGCCUCCUCGAAGCAUUCCAGGCCGUGGCCAAGCACGGCGUUCUCUGCCCCAUCGACUGGAAGCCAUCCAACAACACAAACGACAUCGCUGCAACCAUAUCGAACACGCUGACUGAAUCCUACGAGGAACGCCUGGCCAAUCUGCAGAAGGAGUUCGGCGACACGGUCGUUACAGAUCUUGACGCAAAGCACAAGCGCGGAAGCAGUGGGAAAGACAGCAAUAGCAGCGAGGAGCGCAUGAAGGACUCUCGCCAGGGCAGCAACGCAACCGCCAGCAGUGCUACCCCAAGCAGCCGCAAAACUAGCAGCACGCCCAGCACGCGCAAGACGAGCGCGGACCUGCGCCUGAGCCGAGAGUCUAGUCUCAGCACCACUCUCGACUCGCCGAAGUCGACGACGAAGAGCAGCAACGACAACGAGGAGCCGGCCAAGAGCUCUUCCAAUGAUGCCGUUCCGCAAAUACGGACGAGCGCAACCUCCACGCCCUCCCGCUGGCCCUUCAAAUCAGACCGGUCCCCCAGCGCGCCACAGAACACCAGUCUCAAGCCCAUGCCGACACCGAGUCGACAAGACCCGCCCAGAAUGCUGCGCCAGUACUCGCAGAACACCACGGCGCGCCACGCCCGCGGCCACUGCACCGCCACCAAGCCCCCACGCCCCGAACCCGGCCCCCUAACCCCAGCCCAAACCCACCUCCUGCCCCUCUCCCCCAGAAACACGUACGAGUCCCGCCGCGGCUCCCACGUCGUCCUCGAAUUCGCCGACCCCACCUCCUCCCCGCGGACCUCGCCGCACGCCACCCCCGGCAGCCCGACCGUCCAGCCGCUGUACUCGCCCUGGCUGUCUGCGCCGGCGCGCGUGCAGAGCCCGAGCAGCAUCGCAACCACGCCGCGUCCCUCUGAAGCUACCCUCCAGGGCGGCACGCCGACGCGGCUGCAGGCGACGUUUGAGGCGAUCAAGAAGAUGAGUGCGGGGCUGGCGAGUCCGAGCCCGAAGAGGGCGGUGAGCGGGGGGCGUGGGGGCGCGGAAGGGGGGAAGGCAGCGGAGGGCAGCGGCCAGGGUCAGGGGCAGAGGCAGGGGCAGGUGCAGACGCCGGGGUAUUUUGAUGUCAUUGUUGAUGCGGUCGAGGUUUAAGUUUGGGAUUGGAGAGGGGAGGCAGAGUGCAGCGUUGACGCGGUACCGAGUGCGCUCAUUGUUUGCUUUCAUGCGUUUACUCUAGAUCAUUGCUUGCUUUGCUCGUGCUUUGAAAUGAGUUUCGGUGGUCGAGCGGUUUCGCGAGGGGCGUUUAUCUCGUCAUUUAAUCCAUUGUGAAGAGUCCUUUUUUAGUUUCUUUGGUUCUUAAUGCUGUUUGCAUAGACACUUGCUCAACUUCUUGCUCAACUUCAAACGGCUUUAAAUUAUC